Molecule: messenger RNA, 873 nt
Organism: Bombina bombina (fire-bellied toad)
Lineage: Eukaryota; Metazoa; Chordata; Amphibia; Anura; Bombinatoridae
Product: steroidogenic acute regulatory protein, mitochondrial-like
Exons: 7
Coding region: 1-873 (290 amino acids)
Biological process (GO): regulation of steroid biosynthetic process; steroid biosynthetic process; intracellular cholesterol transport
Cellular component (GO): mitochondrial intermembrane space; mitochondrion
Molecular function (GO): cholesterol transfer activity; cholesterol binding
Source: RefSeq, a predicted model, not a curated record
AUGCUCCCUGCAACUCUAAAGCUUUGCUGUGGGAUCUCACACAAACAUCUGCAGAAACUGACUGGUCUGCAAAGAACAGCAGUGGGAGCCUUUGGAAAAGAAAUGUCAAUGUUUAUUUUAAAUAAGACCCACAGCUACUUCCCAAAUAUAGCUCAUUCUGUACACGGAACCAUCUAUAAAAGUUUAGGGAUUAAUAGAGACCAAAGCCGUUCAGACAAUUUCCCGCUAUCAAGCAGAGCAUCCUGUUAUCUUAAUCAGGCAGAAGAUAUUCUUCACACGUCUAUGGCAACGCUGCACCAAAAAGAUGGCUGGCAAGCUGAAAUUCACCAGGAAAAUGGAGAUUGGAUUCUCAGUAAAACAGUUCCAAGGAUAGGAAAAGUAUUUCGAGCUGAAGCAAUCAUAGAUUCCCCCCCUGAGUUUAUCUACACUCAACUCUUUGAAAAGCUUGAGGAAAUGGAUAGAUGGAAUCCAAGCAUCAGUAAAGUGCAGAUUCUUGAAAGACUUGGAAGAAAUACACUCUUGACACGAGAAGUAACAUCAGAGAUUCCAGGAAAUCUUAUCAGCCAAAGGGACUUUGUCAGCGUUAGGCACUGCUGUAGAAUGGGGACCUCAUUCUAUCUUGUUGGGACUGCAGCCUUCUCGGAUCUGAUGCCCCCACAAAAAGGAAUGAUAAGGGCUGAAGCUGGGCUUACCUGCAUCGUUCUUCGACCACUUGAGGGGGACAGGAAAAAGACGCACAUGACUUGGCUUCUGAGUUUGGACCUUAAGGGCUGGAUACCCAAGUCUUUAACAAACCAGGCUCUGUCACAGUCUCAAGCAGAUUUCCUCAGUCACUUAAGGAAACACCUAUAUUUGUCAGCACAGAAGAUGUAA